AUGGAGUCGUACAGAGUCAGCCAGCCCGCCCGCUCUUCCAGGCCUCACAAUGGAGGUGGCUCCUAUGGCCUCAGCAUUAGGGUCCAGGGGAUUGACGGACACCCGUACGUGGUGCUGAAUAACCAGGACCGUGGGUCCCACUCCUCCUAUAAAGAUCCUAAUAGUAACGGCUACAAUGACACACAGGGCUCCUUCAUUGACAGCUAUCAUGAGUAUGACUUCAAAGGAAGCAGGGAGGCUGUCUCUGACAGCCCCUUUGUUGAGUACAGGUCCCAGAAACAGAUGCAGUUUGGGGGCUCUCACAAUGGAGUCACAGAGCAGGGGAAGAAGCCAGCAUCCACCCUGCUGAACUUCCAGAGGCACCCAGAGAUCCUCAAGCCUUAUGACCCGGAGAACAACACCUUGAACCUGGACGGCUUCCACAGCCUUCCUCCCCGGCCAAUGUCCCUGGCAGAGACUGGGAGCACCUACCAGGGCUCUUCUCCCAGAUCCACCUCCCCAGUAGUCACCCAUGCAAGGUCAUCCAGCCUGGAUCAUAGGAGGAGUCCUGCCCUGCAGGAGAGAACACAGCCUCAGCCUCAGCCUCAGCCCCAGCCAGCCCCCUCUAAGUCUCAAACCAAACUAGUCCAGCCUCAAUCCAAGCCUCAAGCCCAGCCGGCUCAGCCACAGUCUAAGCCUCAGACCCAGGUGGCCCAGCCCCAGUCCAAACCCCAGUCUCAGCACCAGUCCAAACCCCAACCCCAGUCUGUGCCACAAUCCAAACCCCAGUCUCCACCCCAGUCUCAGUCUUCACCCCAGCCCCAGCUGCCCCAACGCGUCCCCAUACCCCAGCCCUCUGCUGUGUCCAGCCCACCCAGUGAGCAGACCAAGGCUUCCUGCCGGUCCGCCAGCUCCAUUAGCAGUGCCAACUCUAGCCUGGAGCACAGCCGCCAUGAGCCAGAUGUCCUCCCCCUGCGCAGGGUUGAUUCCAGCGGCCCCGUGCUGCAGUCCUCGUCCCGCUCCCGCCACUCCUCUACCUCCUCUACCGACCAGCUGGAUGCGCUGUAUGCAGAUACCAUCAACCGCCACCAGAACCGACGCUACAUCCCCUUCCAACCCGGCACGGGCCGAGACAUCGACACAGGCUCCAUCCCCGGCGUGGACAAGCUCAUCGACAAGUUUGACGGUAAGGAUGGUGGUCACCAGCGACGAGGCAGGGCGGGCCGCAGGAACAGGAUCAACCCAGAGGACAGGAAGCGCUCAAGGAGUGUGGACAGCGCCCUUCCCUUUAGCCUCCGGGGAGAGUCGGAAUACAUGGAUGAGUUUAGCAAGAACCAGGGGAGGUCUACGGAGCACGUCCUCCGCCCCUCACAGCUGUAUCUGCAGAAGGUGUCUGGGAGUAAAGACACCUGGGUGACAGCGGUGGAGGGUAAGCCAAGUGCCAAAGCUACGGCCUGUGGUAGCAGUGCUCCAGGCUCCCCUCAGAGCAUGACCUCUAAAGCAGCAGGCUCCAUCCAGGGGUAUAAGGCGGUGCUAAAUCGCUCCUCUACGCUACCCCUGGACAGUACAGAUGCUGAGGAUGGGCAAUCUUCACCAAGCACAAAGAUUUUAAUAAGUGUGGCUACAACCUCUCUAUCCAAGCCUUCCUCUAACUCGGGCAAGAAGCCUGGUGCAGAGAUGGAUGUGCAGGUAAACAACACAUUAUUUAUGAUUACAGUUAGGUUAGUUGUUUAACAAAUCAGUCUCUAUUACUACGUAGCUACAUGUGAAAGUAUCUGUCAGAACUCUGAUGGCUCUCUGCUUAUUACCUCUUGCAUCCAGGUGACACCUGAUCUUUUGAAAGGUCAGCAGGAGCUUUCACAACAAACACAUGAAGAGACGGCAAAACAGAUUUUGUUCAAUUACCUCAAGGAUGGGUGAGUUUUUACCUCACUGAUGUAAUGUUCCUGGUUCACUUUUUAUUGCAGAACAUUUUCCAGUUUUACAGCAAUGUCCAUUCAAUCUAAAUGGUAUCGUAUGUAUAGAUUAAUAGUAAAUGUUUUGUACGAAUUGCUAAUAUAUUAAUACACUAGUAGGCAACAUGAUGACACCAUGAGUAUCACGUUCACUAUGCAGCGGGCAGUAAACUGCACAGUCUAAACAUAACAUGUGCCAAGUUACACUCUUAAAACUGCAAUAUGUAACUUUUUGGGCUACCCCACCAAAUUCACGUAGAAAUUCACAUAGCAAUAUGUGUUAUAGCGCUGUCAUUCUAAUUGAAAGCAAGUCUAAGAAGCGGUAGAUCUGUUCUAUGUGCGCUAUUUCUAUGGUUCCCGUUCUUACGUUUUGUUUUUGCCUUUUUACAUUCGGUUUUGUACACCAGCUUCAAACAGCUGAAAAUCCUAUAUAUUUGGUUAUGAAAAAAAUAUUUCACCGCUGUUUAGAUGGUACAAUGAUUCUAUACACUAUACUUGCUUGUUUUGCCACAUAAACUGAAAUUAAGCGAACUAUUAACAUUUUUUCAAACAGGAAAUGGAGGAAAGAUUUCUGCACAGUGCAUCUUUAAGUAAUGCAUCAUUUGAAAAAGAAAAUGCCCCAUGGGAGCACUUGAACGUUUUUUAUUUAUCUGAGUCUGACUGUUUGUGAAUUUAUACUCCCAUUCAGUCUCCACCUCCAUAUCUAAGCUGUGGUCGAUGCAGCUGCUUAGUGGUGUUCGAUCCUCUUCCCAUUUCUCUCUCUACUGAGGAAUGUAGGGUAUCAACCUUGCUCAUCACCUGAUUCUUGAUGUUCACCUUUCACCCCACGCUGUAAAUCCCAUCACUUACAGUUGGGGGAAAUGGAGGAGUUAUCGGUGGGAAGCAUCUCACAUAUAUACUCUGUCAGAUUAGUAUCUCUAUGGUGUACUUCACAUGGUUUAAGAUAGAUGAACUGGUGAGGGUGAUACAUUUACAUUUUAGUCAUUUAGCGGAUGCUCUUAUCCAGAGCGACUUACAGUUAGUGAGUGCAUACAUGUUUUUUUGUUUUUUUCAUACUGGCCCCCCGUGGGAAUCGAACCCACAACCCUGGCAUUGCAAGCGCCAUGCUCUACCAACUGAGCUACACGGGGCUACAUGAUGGUUUAUAUUAUUAAAUAGUAAGAUGAGGUGCUAGACAGUCUUUUUGUUGUUGUUCAGCUUGCUAGUUUCACUCUCUGACAGUUUUAUAGCUAGACUAGGUGAAAAGGCUUUGGGAGGGGGGUGGGGAGUUGUUGGGGGUUUACAAAGCUUAAACCAUGUAUGUUCGGCAUGAAGCCAAGUCUGAAAGUCCAGUGCAUAUAUCCAAUACGAUAACAUGUCAAUCACAGCACCAGUAAAGCUGGAUCUUGGAGUUCCUAUCCAAUCCCAGGUCAAGUUCUGUGUCUCUCACAGAGCAUUGUUUCAUGGUUUGACUGUACAUUUUGUCCAUGGUUUUAGAAGUUUUGCAUUUUAAAUCCUAAACUUCUGAAGUGCCUCAGUUCCUCAGUCUCUACAUUCCAUGUGUGCUCCAGGUUUGGUCGAUGUCCAGCGAGUGCAGGAAACUGCUUUGGUUGUGUCAGGUCACAGGUCAGGGGUCAAUGGAAAGGAACACAGAUGGAAGUGGUGUGCUGACACUGAGUCAUCAAAGAAAGGACAAACAUUCACCAGCAGAAGUUAUAAAACUUUGAGGGGGGCUAGAAAUCCCCUGUCAGGUAGUGGAAUGGAAUGGAACCUUAGAACCUUUCCCCGGGUUGUGGCAACCCAAUGUUCUGUUCAUUCUCUGUCCGAUAUAGGAGAGAGAGGGUGCACCCUGCAUACAGCCCGGCUCUUUAGCAGGGCCAGGGAGUGAGGGAGACACAUUCCCCAGCAUGUGCCUCCUAAUGGAUGGGCGUAACGAGGUUGAGCGGGUCGCGAGGUGACACAUCAAAGCAGUGGGCCCCCGGCAGAGCAGGAACCAGAACAGUCUGGGAUUAGACCCUGACCUGAUCCACCUACCACACACAGAGACCCCUCUUUAGCCUCAGAUCAGCCGAGUGUGGGAGUGCACCUGAGUUCUGACUGUGUGUGUGUGUGUGUGUGUGUAUGUCCGCAGGAGCACUGAUAAUGAGGACACCACCAAGAGGAAGGUCAACCUGGUGUUUGAGAAGAUCCAGACAUUAAAGUCGCGGGCAGCGGGGAGCGACAACAAAGUGAGGCAUUGUGGAGUUGUUGUAAUUCAACUCAACAAACAGCUAAAUCUGUGAGCCUCUUAUCUUAGCCUUAGGCCCGGAAGCUUUCGCUUGGUGAGCAGCAUACAAGCCACCAGGCUGUGUUUACCUAGCAUUGACAACAGCCACUGUGGUUACCACCUCCAUCAGUGGAGUCUGGUGGGAGGAGCUAUAGGAGGACGGGCUAAUUGUAAUGGCUGGAAUGGAAUAAAUGGAAAGGUAUCAAACACAUCACACAUAUGGAAACCACAUGUUUGACUCCGUUCCAUAUAUUCCAUUCCAGCCAUUACAAUGAGCCAGUCCUCCUAUAGCUCCUCCCACCAGCCUCCACUGACAUCCAUGUGUAAACCAGUGCAUUAUGGGGAGAAACUAGUCACCACCCAUUCCUUUUGUUCACUGAGAGCUGCCAUGAACCAAAGCAACCGACAUGUUUUUGUAUUUUACAAAAUAAGACAUCUUAGAGUAAUGCUAUCAUGCAUCAGUGAUUUUGAAAAGGGAAAUGGAGUCAAAUAUAACUCCUGUCUCUGUUCCCCCUCCCAGUCUACUGACAUAGCUACCCAAGCCAAAGCCCUACAGGAACAGAGGGUGGCGCUGGAGAAGGAAGUUGUUGAACUGAAAAAGCAGCUGGAGGAGCAAGCAAAGGUAAUACUAUGAUGCCAUGUCAGACAUGUUGAACCUAGCUGCUAUCUUGGAUGCCUGUGCAGGACAUGAGAAUCCCUGGCUCCCGCCUCUUAAAACACAAUAAUCCUAUUGGUGUUAAUAGCUAAUUUAAGCAGACCAGUAGACAUCACAGCCACUGAGUUUGUUGGUUAGAUACUGUCAAAACUGUCAUUCAGAUAUUAUACAAUGAACGUCAUGCAUUUCAUAUUUAUUUGGUGUGGUGAGAUUAAUGGUGUUUUAUUAAAGUGUGUGUGCGUGUGUCCUUGCGUGUUAAAGAAACAGAUGGGUCUGACUGAGGCCAAUGAGAAGGCCGGAGCCGGCGUGAAGGACCUGCAGACAGAGCUGGAGAGGAGCCAGGAGGAAUGCUCCCGACUGAGGGACAAACUGGCCAAAACAGAGGCUGAGCUCCGCACCACACUGGAGGAGUAAGUGACCGACCACCAGUGAAUACACACUGUGAGGCAUGGAGUGACAGAUCGACAAAGCCCGGCUUAAGAAACCAGCACAAUGUGGAUAAUCCUCAGAUUUACGACUCUUAUCAGGAGAAAGUUGUUUAUCUAUAUCUCUUUUUUAGAUUUUUCUACGUGGAGGAUAAAGUUGUAGGUUGUUUUCUGUGGUCACAGGAGGAUUAUAUGUUCUAAUGUGUUCCUUGUGCUUGCAAUCUCUUUUCGGCCAUUAGAGUUUCUGUCUUUGUCUGAACAUAAUGGCCUCCUAUAGUUCUCCUUCCCCUCUGACAUUUCGUGUUAAUGUACACUGCAGAGUCCCACCAAAGCCCCACAAAGUGAUGAGUGUAUAUCAUAAUGGCUUAAAUGUCUGUUGAUGUUGGACUAAUCUGUUAAACCUGGGGAUGGCUCUGUUGAUCCUGAUCAUGGACAAUCACAAUAGAGACUGGCCAGCCAAGCGGAUGGCCAGCUGACAGUGGAGGCCCUGUUGGAGCCAGACUCCCCAGUAAUCUAAUGACAUAGAGACAUCCAUAUCAUGGACUCCAUAGAAAUCAGAGAGAGAGACAGAGAGGGGCCUGCCUUAUAAAGAAAGAAUCACUCAACUACUCUCAGUCAUUGUAUAAUUGAUUUCAUUUUCAAGAAUGGAUUCUCUCUUUUGAAAAAGGUUAAUGUCAGUACGUGGGAAUAACUACACUGAGCUGGGGAAUAAGCUGAGCUGGGGUGUUCAGUCUACUUACUCUACAUCUGCAUGCAGGACCCCCUGUCACUAAACAGACCCUCUCUGUGUUGGAGUGGGCAGGUGGUGUGACUGUGAUGUGAUUGGUAGAUCAGUGCCCAGGUGCUCAUCAUAGCCCCUGUUAGCCUGAAGAACAGGCAUUUCUGACAGAGUGCAUGUUGUAUCAUUCCAAUGUGUGAAGCAGGGUGCAGGUGUUCAGGUGAUGGUGUGUGUGUUGUGACUGUGUGCUGCUCUGUGUGGUCUGGCAGGCUGUUCCAGGUGAAGAUGGAGAGGGAGCAGUACCAAACAGAGAUCAGGGACCUGCAGGACCAGCUGUCAGAGAUGCACGACGAGCUGGAUGGCGCCAAGACGGCGGUGGCCGACGGAGAGAAGGAUGCCAUGAUGGAGGUAAAACACAGGCCAGGUCCCACAGCUCUCAGAGGACAGAGCGUUGCCAUAGAGGAGCUUAGCGGCCUGCAUGGAAAGGGCUUUGCAGUCCCAUAAUAACCACCAUAUCAAUACCAUUGUAGUGCCAGUGUUGGUAAUGUGUAAACAUGUUAUUCUUACUGGCACAUUUGCUGAUGCAGAAUGUGCUGGAGAUUUCUGUGCACAUCACCUGUUGACGUAGCAGUUCAUCUCAGAGUGAGAUUUUAGUGAGACACUGUCACUACUUCCUCCUCUCCUCCUGUGUAGGACCUGAUGCAAAUGAAGCUGGACUUACAGGAGGUGCUGCUGGCCAAGGAGGAGCAGGAGGAGGUGCUGAGGAGGAGGGAGAGGGAGCUGACUGCCUUGAAGGGAGCACUGAAGGAGGAGGUGGCCACACACGACCAGGAGGUGGAUAAACUGAGGGAGCAGUAUGAGAAGGAGAUCCGCAAGCUGCAGACGUCUGUGGAGAAGGCCAAACAGGUAACUGAUGUUCUUGGGACGUUGUGUCAUGGUCCCAUGGAGAUUUUGUCUAGUUUCCGGUUUGUCCCGGGGAUGUCUCCGAGACGUUUUAGGACUUUCUUGGGACAUUGUGUCAUGGUCCCAUGGAGGUUUUGUCUAGUUCCUGGUUUGUCCCGGGGAUGUCCCCGAGGACGUUUUUAGGACUUUUUUGGGAUGUUGUGUCAUUGUCCCCUGGAGGUUUUUGUCUGGUUCACAGUUUGUCCCGGGACGUCACCUGAUGGUCGCAAAGAAACGAUCUCCCCCACCAAGAAAAAAUAUGUUUUACCCAGGGCACGUGCACCCUACUUUCAUUACACAUCACCUCUUGUUACUGUUGCCAAGCCCAUCAAGGCCCUGAUUGAUGGACCACUGAUCUUUUAGUCUUUGUCUUUUGGCAAUGCUAGGGACACCCACACCACAAACAGAGCUUUUAACAUACAGUGUUACAUAUUUGACAUACAUGAUUACACUGUGUAUGUUUAUUCAUAACGUAAUUAUUGCUUAACAUGUCCUCACCUGGGAUUUGAACUCACAUCAUGGUUCACAGAAUUCCGAUCUUCCUGCUAUGCCACCAUGUCUGUAUCAAUAACUGAUUUCCCCUGUAGGCCUGUUCCUACACUUAGCACUUCAAAGUCAAUCUCAGCUCUGUUAAAAAUACACAGAAAAAAAACUAUUAUAUUUAUCAUUAAAACAGAAUAAUAUGCCCCACCAACAUUAGACAACUAUACUGCAAACCCAAACUCAAAUUGCUGAAAUAAGUAAAUGAAAUCAAUGAGAGAAUAGUCAGAUUAACCGCUAACUACAAUAGCAGUGCAGAUGGCACUCUUUUGCUAAGUGCAGAGAUGUAUUAAAGGUAAUGAAUGUGUAGGGGACUUUCAAAUUCUACAGACUUUGUGGCGCAGCAGAAAGAUCAGCAUACCCAAAUUCAGAGGUUGUGAGUUCAAAUCCCAGGUGGGGUCAUAUUGAAAAGUGAUCAUGUCAAAUGAGAUCGUAUUGUCAUUCAUUAAAUAAUUUAACACUAUUUUAGCUGAACAGCGUACCACUUACCUUAAAACACCCAUACCAUUUAAUUACUUUACUUAUAAUGGUGUGGGACACGUGGGACCAUCACAUGACAAAAACCUCCAGGGGACCAUGACACAAUGUCCCAAGAACCUUCAGGGGACCAUGAGACAACAUCGCAAGAAUGCCGUAAAAACGUCCUCUGGGACGUCCCCGUUACAAACCGGGAACUAGACAAAACCUCCAGUGGACCAUGACACAACGUCCCAAGAAUGUUCAGAGGACCUUCAGUGGACCAUGACACAACGUCCCAAGAACAUCCUAAGAAUGUCCCCGGGACAAACCGGGAACUAUAAAAAGGUCCUCCAGAGAACGUUCCCUUGGGACCAUCACACAACGUCCUAAGGACAAGUAAAAUUAAAGUCCUGAGAACGUCCUUUAAAGGUCCUGACAUGGUCCUCAGUGACUUCCUGGUAACUUGCAGGGAACUUCACAAAGGUCCCCCCUUGGGACCAUCAUGUAACGUUUUUAGAACGUUCUUAGAACGUCAGUGGGAUAACGUUGUGCCAAAACCCUUAAGGGACCUAAUGGUGUUGCCAUAUGUUCGGCAUCAGUAGAUAUUCAAUAGCUUUGAAGUGAAAUUACCCUGAACUUUCCACCAGCUUCAAAGUUGCUCUGGAUAAGAGCGUCUGCUAAAUGACGAAAAUGAAAAUGAAAUUAAAAAUAAUAUUACUCCCCCAUCAUUGUCUACCAGCUGUUAAGAUAUUUCAUUUGUUUGGAACAAGUGAAUAAUGAAUGCUAUCCAUAGGCCAUUGAAUUUGUAUAACUUUAGUGUUCCAUUGUGUAUUUACUGAGGAAAUGAAACCCUCAUUAUGUGUUAUUAUAAGGAAAUCAGGCCUUUGUGUAUAUUGAGAUUUAAAUGUUACAAACAGUAUGCGUACUUGAAUGAGUGUCUGGAAAGUCCUCUAGGAGUUAGUGAAUCAUUGACUGCAUGGUGCCAGUGUUAGAGAAUGUCAUAGUUCUAUACAAUUAACUGCUCUACUUCUCUCUCUUCUUGCACUUGCCUCACUGCAUUUCACUGCACACACUGUAAUAACAACCCCAGCUGAAGGCUGAAAAACAAGUCUGAAAACAGUUCAACUGUGCUGGGCAAAAACACUCCCUCUUCUGUAGUUCAGCUGAACCACCAAGAUAAAAAAGAAUCAGCUAUCUGACAGUUAAACCAACUUGUCAUCACUUUUCAUGGAACGUUUUGGACUCUGUUUACCCUAGAUGACAUAUAGUGUCAUUAAGAAGCUUUAGGAAGUAUUUCAUGAUGUUGAGGUGUUGUUUCGCUGUAAACAUAUUUUACUGGGUGGCUCAACAGGAAGAAAAAUAGGACAAAACAAAGCAUUUUAAAGACUUGGGAGAGGGGAUGGGGAGAGGGAAAUGGACUAGUAAAGAGAAGACAGGGUAGGGAACUGGUGGAGAGGGCAGUUAGGUGAGAGCAGAAAUAGGGCUAAUGGAGGAGAGAGGCAUAAGAGAAUCACACUGACAAGGCUAGAGGAGCAUUGUGUUGACUAGGUGUUGCCUGGCUCACAUGCUUCCUGUUUCUGUCAGGGCAUGGAAGUCCUCUCCUUGUUCCCAGCUUCCUCCUGCUGUGGUGGGGGUCUACACAGCAGCCAGCCCCUUCUGAGAUCAUUUCCCUGCUUGAAUAGAGUUAAUUCAAUUUCUGGGGAAGAUUUUGUCAUCAAGAAUUCACCGCCAGUGCUUUGUAAACAAGUGAAAAGAUGGCUGACCUUAUUGUUACUCAGUAUUCAGACAGUUUGGCUGCUAUCAGUUUGAGUUUAUCUUCAGUAAUUUGGGCCUUUCCCUUAAAAUACCAAUCCAUUGUUAGGUUGUCACACACAAAAACUAUUUAUGGCGGUUACAGUCUACUGUACUUUUAUCCACCAGGCAUUGGCAGGAUUGAAAGUAAUAAUAAUUUCUGCAUGUGUGAGUGAGCGACCGCACAGCCUGCUGAAUUGCUUAGUAUAAAGUGUGCACGGUCUGGCAUUCAUCUGUCCUCUGUCCCAUCGAAACGCUGCUCCUCUCUCCUUCGGCCAUGAAAUUUGCAUUGAUAGGGCUGCCCCAUGCAGAGAAUAAUGCUGGAAACUGGAGCACUAAAUCGUUCCCGUUGCCCGUUAAUUGCAGUGGCAAGCCGUCACUAAUCUAAUGAGCUGUAGUUCAUGAGUUGUGCAGUGUUCCUCCUCUCUCUGUCUCUGUUCAUCCAUUGAAAGGGCAGGGGUAAUUGUGGACCUCAGUAGAUGAAUGAUGAGUUUGUUUCACACAAUAAUAGCAGCAGGGGUUGGGAUAUGCUGAAUAAAGUGGGUCAGGGGAGUAAUGGAGUGGACGUCUCCCUGGAAAUAUGUAUAUGUUUGUUUUGUGUCAUUACAUUUUAGGUUCAAUUGUAUUUUUAUUGAGUUGUAGCAUGGGCCAUUCUUUAGAGGUUAAUCUGUAGAAAUAGAAACUAUAGAGGUCAAACAACAGUGUUCAUAGAGAAUCUAUAAUCAGACUGUAGCCUACUUACUGUAAGUUACUUAUUGUAGAUCAGUUCUGUGGAAGUCAGGUUUUUCACAACAGUGAGACUUGAGGGAAUGUGAAAAAUGUAAACAGAUAAGGUGCAGUGAGCAGAGAGAAGGGUGUGUCAGAGAAUGUUCCUGGCUGGUUAGAGAAUGUGCACCCAGCAGACCCCCUCCCUCCUGCAGAUUCUGUUACAGUGCUCCAGCUCUGACCAGUGGGUGGGGUCGGGAGGGGUGGGACGUGACCAUGGCUCUUCAGGGGGCUGCUGUUAUACCCCCUCUCAGGGACAUUCCUGAUUCUCAACGGUCUCUCAGAGGGCCCAGACCCAACCCCAGACAGCCCCAACCUCUAGACCCAACCCCAGACAGCCCCAACCUCUAG
Messenger RNA from Coregonus sp. 'balchen', 10825 nucleotides. The record is from the annotation of a GenBank genome assembly. NCBI's taxonomy places the organism in Eukaryota, Metazoa, Chordata, Actinopteri, Salmoniformes, Salmonidae.